This is a messenger RNA of Lichtheimia ornata, 1392 nucleotides long. RefSeq lists its product as uncharacterized. The record is from RefSeq and is a predicted model, not a curated record. Gene Ontology annotation, biological process: mitotic DNA replication checkpoint signaling; DNA damage checkpoint signaling; DNA repair. The transcript has 12 exons. Bases 1 to 1392 code for a protein of 463 amino acids. Lineage: Eukaryota; Fungi; Mucoromycota; Mucoromycetes; Mucorales; Lichtheimiaceae. Gene Ontology annotation, molecular function: chromatin binding.
AUGAAUCCUCCACCCUUCAUAUUUCCAUCUGCUCCUCCGAUCCGAUCGCCUGAAAAUCACCUGUGGGUUGACAAGCAUAAACCAACACUUGGUACACUCGCUGUACGACCAGCCAAAGUCAAGGAAGUGAGAGCAGUAAUCGAUACGCUCAGUCAUGUGAAGCUUCUUGUAUUAUCAGGACCUGCAGGAUCAGGGAAAAGCACCAUGAUACGGUUAUUGGCGGCAGAAGAUAACAUCCCCGUUGUUGAAUGGGAAACCAUUUUGGAUCGAUACAAUGAACCAGAAUAUCAAUCAAGUAUUAGCAAGCUGGAACGAUUUUUACACGAGGCAACAUUGUAUUCUUCGCUUGGGAGCCAGCAACAUAACAACAUGAGUCGACGACGUCAAAUCAUCUUGCUUGAUGAUCUUCCUUAUCUCGGCAAUGACGCACUUCAAACCCGAUUUCAUCAAUUGCUAUUCAAUUGCCUCUCUUCAACAGAGCCUUUUUUAAUCGUCCUCAUCGUGACAGAAGCAACCAUGCCCAUUGAAGGUCGACGCAAUGAUACGCAAUUAACGAGUCUCAGGGACCUGAUACCACAGCAUAUAACGACCCAUCCAGGAUGCCAUACCGUGGAAUUCAAUCCAAUCACAUUAUCAGCCAUCAACAAAACACUGAACCGGAUAUACGACCUAGAAAGAAAUGCUACACCUGUCGCUUUGGCCAAAGAUACAAUAUCACGUAUAGCCGAGUCAUCACGUGGAGACAUAAGAAAUGCCAUCAACAACUUGCAAUAUUACUGCAUCCCGUCAACAUCUCGAUCAAGGGACAAUACCAAACGGCGAAGAACUGAUAUACAAGUGGCAGAGUCAAGAGAAGAGCCUCUUUCUUUAUUCCACGCAGUCGGCAAAGUGCUUUAUGCUAAACGAAGCCCUGAUGGCAAGCUUGAAUCAUUACCAGAGGUUAUUCUGGAACGACUAGCGGAUUGGCACCAUUUAACACCCUACAUCUACGAGCACUAUCUGAACUUUUUUACACACAUUGAGGAUGCUUCCAAGGCAAUUCAUUGGAUGUGCGAAGGGGAUUAUUUGGCAUCUCUGGAUGAUUGGAGGGAUCAUGCGGGUGAUGAAUACGAGGCGUUGAUAGCGAUGUAUGGAACGAUGGCACAAGCGAAACAUGGGCGAAUCAAGAGUCAGGGGAUUUUCGGAUUUGGGCGACCACAGUAUUUGGAUGUUGUAUACCAGCAAAGGACCAAAGAACCUAGCAUUGGGCUUUGGAACCGAGGUGCCGCACUACUUGAUCCUUCAGCUAGCACAGAGGAUGUAGAUGACCCUAUUGAAGAGUUUAUUAGUGAUGAGGAGGAUUUUGAUCAAGUAUUUGGUGAUGGUUCAGACCUUGCAGAUCUUGAUGUAUGA